Liolophura sinensis is the source of this 1191-nucleotide messenger RNA. Its product is annotated as chymotrypsinogen B-like. NCBI's taxonomy places the organism in Eukaryota, Metazoa, Mollusca, Polyplacophora, Chitonida, Chitonidae. The transcript is spliced from 9 exons. Gene Ontology annotation, biological process: proteolysis. Gene Ontology annotation, molecular function: serine-type endopeptidase activity. The coding region runs from base 1 to 1191 and encodes 396 amino acids. The record is from RefSeq and is a predicted model, not a curated record.
AUGCGGGUAAUAGCUGGGGCGACGAGGAUCAGUCCACUAGAAAGAGGCGCAGAAAUACAUUAUUUCAAGAAAGUCAUUACGCCGUAUGGACUCAGCAUUUACUUUGACGUGGCUUUAAUCGAAUUUGAAAUUGCCUCGGACACAAAUCGCUCUGACGUCACACCAAUCCAGAUCGCAAACGAGACAGAACCAGUCUCAACCGGAGACUGUCGGAUCUCAGGAUGGGGGACUGUUGACAGGCUUGUACAGAGGUUCAAUCCGGUCCUGAAGGAAGCCCGUACCAAGUUAUUAACAAUUCAGCAAUGUAAGGACUCGGGAUGGCCCGUUACUGCUACCCACGUGUGCGCGGAGGGACGGCCUAAAGGCGUCAGCGGUUGUUUUGGUGACAGUGGCGGGCCUCUGACGUGUUACCGGACAGACGGGACCCCCGUACUCAUGGGUAAGCCUACAUCCGAAGCAGACAGACUUUCAGCUUUCAUUGUGGGCGGAACUCGUGCUGACACUGGGAAACAUCCAUGGCAACUGUCGCUCCAAGUGCGGUUAGCGGUGGGGUGGGGUCACUCCUGCGGGGCGGUGCUGAUAGCUGAAAACUGGGCGGUGACGGCCAGUCAUUGCCUGUUCGACAGAAGAUACAGAGAACUGAGAGUCAUGGCGGGUUCCUCAAACCUCUUAUCUAAAGACUCCGAUGUACAGAUUCGCACCAUAACACAUGCCUUCGCGCCUUUGGGAUUCAGCGUUGUGUAUGAUGUAGCUGUGCUGAAACUGGAAAAUCCCGUAAACACGUCACGUGACAGUAUCGCGCCAAUAGUCAUUGCUAACCUGACAGAACCGAGCACAACCGGAAACUGCAUGAUCUCGGGCUGGGGACUAAAUGCUUGGAAUGCAGAGAAAAGUUUCAACCUUCUCCAAGACGCUCCAGUUAACUUAAUAGCUGCCAGAGAUUGCAACGAUCCAAAGUGGCCUGUCUUUCCAACUCAGGUAUGCUCCGAGGGACAGAGGAAAGGAUCUUCGGCAUGUUACGGGGAUAGCGGCGGGCCUCUGACGUGUACCAGAGAGGAUGGCACCCCUGUCCUGGUGGGGCUGGGAUCUUAUGUUUACAAACGAUGUCAGACGGUCAGGCCUAAUGUCUUCUCCAGGGUCGCCGUCUACCGGAGAUGGUUGAGAAGAGUAACUAAGAUUGAAGAUCUAUAG